Molecule: messenger RNA, 2845 nt
Organism: Liolophura sinensis
Lineage: Eukaryota; Metazoa; Mollusca; Polyplacophora; Chitonida; Chitonidae
Product: WD repeat-containing protein 3-like
Exons: 25
Coding region: 2-2833 (943 amino acids)
Biological process (GO): maturation of SSU-rRNA
Cellular component (GO): small-subunit processome; Pwp2p-containing subcomplex of 90S preribosome
Molecular function (GO): protein binding; snoRNA binding
Source: RefSeq, a predicted model, not a curated record
GAUGGGUUUAACGCGUCAGUACGUGAGAUACACGGAGUGUGGACUGUUUGGGGUGGUGGGGAGCCAGAAGUCCAACCUUCUACUUCUCAACCUCCAAGGAUCAAAGUGCCGAUAUUGUGCUGUGGGAGUCUGUGAGAAUGUAAUCAUCUGGGAUUUAAAAACGUCUGAAAAGUUCAGGGCGUUACCAGGAGAGAAGCAUGAGGUUACUGUAAUUACAGCGAGCCCAGAUAACUCUCUGCUGGCUGCUGGCUACAACAAUGGCACUGUCAGGAUUUUCAACAUAGCUUCAGGGGAUGUCAGCAUUGUCUUCAAUGGACACAAGUCAGCUGUUUCCGCCCUUAACUUUGAUGACCAAGGCUUGAGGCUGGUUUCUGGAGCUAAGGAUACAGACGUGGUUGUUUGGGAUGUUGUCAGUGAGUCGGGACUGUUUAGGCUGAAAGGACACAAAGGACUUGUUACCCAGGCCAAAUUUGUAAAGGGGCAUAACUUUCUGCUAACCAGUUCCAAAGACACAUUUAUUAAGUUUUGGGAUUUAGAUACUCAGCAUUGCUUUUAUACUUUGGUUGGUCAUAGAAGUGAGAUUUAUGACUUUGUCUUACUGAGAGAUGACACUGUGCUAGUCACUGGCUCAGCAGAUAGUGAAUUGAGGGUCUGGGAAAUUCACUACAAAGACAAGGAGACUGAUGCACCUGAUGCGCCUGAUGGGAAAGAUCUUGUUACUCCCGCCAAAAGACAAAGGUUAGGAUCUGAUGGUGACGAUGAUAGCAAUGGUGAAGAGGACUCCGAUGAAGAUGAGAAUAUUGUGAGCUGUAGUAAACUUGGAUCCGUGAUAAGGAAAGGGCGAAAUAGACUGGUUUCCAUGGUGACUGACAGGGAUAAGAGAUUACUGCUAUGCCACGGAAAUGAUACCUUGUUAGAAAUUUACCAAAUUCUGUCAGAAGAAGAACAAAGGAAACAUUUAGCAAAACGACAGAAAAAAGCCAACAAGAAACAGAAAAAGGAUUCUGGGGUAGAAUUACCUGUAGAGAUGGAGCUUACAAUGAAAGAGAGAUUUCCAUGUUUGAACUCUGUGAAAAUGUCAGGUAAACUGCAAGCAGUGGAUGUUCACCUGGAUAAGCCUGGACAAUCUCAGGUGGUGUGUUUGUUGACGAACAACUCUUUGGAAAUGUGUUCAGUUGACUUGGUACAGAAGAACUGUGAGUUGUCUCCCUUCACAAAGUUGACUAUGCAGGGUCACAGGUCAGAUGUGCGUACACUGAGCUUCAGUUCCGACAGCACUGCCAUCUUGUCUGCUAGCGGAGAAUUGGCCAAAGUCUGGAACAGAACAAGCCUUCAACCAAUCAGAACCAUGCGUUGUGGCUAUGCCCUCUGUUCGCUGUUUGCCCCUGGAGACAGACACGUUAUCAUUGGGACAAAGACUGGUACCUUGCAGUUGUUUGAUUUAUCAUCUGGUACAUUGUUGGAGGAGAUUUCAGCCCACUCUGGGCCCCUGUGGUCCAUUUCCAUGGCAGCAGACAAAAGGAGUAUUGUUUCAGGCAGUGCUGACAGUGAGGUAAAGUUUUGGAACUUUGAGAUAGUGGAGGAGAGAAGUGGUGAUCAGCUGAGCAAACGUCUCAGUUUGGAGCACUCAAGAACAUUGAAGAUGGAUGAGGAAGUGUUAUGUGUGAAGUACAGCCCAGAUCAAAGAUUGCUGGCAGUAGCACUAUUGGAUAAUACAGUCAAGGUUUUCUUUGCAGACACACUUAAGUUUUUCCUCUCCCUUUACGGCCACAAACUGCCUGUGUUGUGUUUGGACAUUUCGUCAGACAGCACUCUCAUUGUGACAGGAUCAGCUGAUCGCAACAUCAAGAUUUGGGGCUUGGAUUUUGGGGACUGUCACAAGUCCAUAUUUGCUCAUGAUGAUAGCAUUAUGUGUGUUCAAUUUGUCCCCAAGACCCACUUUAUCUUCUCUGGGGGAAAGGAUCACAAACUGAAGGAGUGGGAUGCGGAUAACUUUGAACAUAUUCAAACCCUAGAGGGUCACCAUUCCGAGGUGUGGUGUCUGGCUGUCAGUCCAUCCGGAAACUUCCUUGUGUCCGGGUCACAUGACAAAUCUCUGAGACUUUGGGAGAAAACACAAGAACCUCUCAUUUUAGAAGAGGAGAGAGAAUUGGAACGUGAGAGAGAGCACGAGGAAUCUCUUGGUCAAGGACAGGAUCCUGUGGUUGCAGGAGAGUCCAAUACAGAAGUGGGGCUCGCAGGGAAACAGACAUUGGAGACUGUUAAAGCGGCUGAACGUAUCAUGGAAGCUCUGCAGGUGUGUAAGAGGGAACAGUACAGACUGGACCUCCACAACAUGGAGUGUGAGAAGACCGGUAAACAGAUUGCCCCACCUGCUGUCAGCCCAAUGUUGUCGGCAAUGAAUGCAUCCUGUCCACAACAGUAUGUACUGGAGAUUGUGAGACGUAUUAGGUCAAGUGAGCUGGAUGAGGCGCUGCUGGUGUUACCGUUUGAUUGCGUUAUUGAGCUCCUUAAGCUCAUCCAGGUAUUCCUUGACAAUGGCUGGGAAACAGAACUGUCCACCAAGUGUCUCUUGUUUCUACUGAGGGUCCACCAAGGGCAGAUAACUGCAAACCAAGUGCUGUUACCUGUGAUAGACAAGCUGAGGAAGACAGUUGUAGUCAAAUCUGAAGAGUUAAAGGAUCGCAUUGGUUUUAAUCUGGCGGGACUCCAGUUUUUAAAAAGACACAUUGAAGAAGACCAGGAAGUGCAGUUCUUUACAGAUGCCACAGACAGGAGGCAGGAAAAACGCAAAAAAGAAAAGAAAAGAGCAGUCCUAACUAUUCAUACGUGAUUAAAACUAUGC